Messenger RNA from Miscanthus lutarioriparius, 1116 nucleotides. The record is from the annotation of a GenBank genome assembly. NCBI's taxonomy places the organism in Eukaryota, Viridiplantae, Streptophyta, Magnoliopsida, Poales, Poaceae.
AUGGCUGACGACGACCAGCAGCCGCCGGCGCAGCGGUACUGGUUCCCAUACUGGACCGCGCCCCCGCAGCCGCCGCCGCCCGCGCCUGCUCCUCGGCCGGCCGUCCGCCCGCAGCUGUCGAGGCGGGAAUCUCGCCCGGCACCGCAGCCGCCAUCGCCGCCUCCUGCAACAGCAACAGCGUCGCCGUCGCGGCGGCAGUCGCUCCCGCAACAGGCGGGGACGCCGGUGUCCAGAGGCGCUGGCGGUGGUGGUGGCCCCGCUCCACCGGCCCAGCCGCAGCCGACGCGGCUGUCCAGCAGGCCGUCCCCGUCGCCUUCCCGCGCUCCGCCACUCUCGCCCAUUCGAGAGCCCAAUGCUCCAGCGCCGGAGCCGGCACCGGUACUGGUUGCCAGAGAGAACAAGCCGCCUUCUCCUAUUCGUCCUAAUCCUAUCGUGCAUAAUGUUCCUAAGCAAAAAGACAUCACCGUUCCGCAAGAGAAAACCAUCCAUGAACCGCUUGUAGCAUCCAAGACACAAACCAAGGCCCCGGCGAAAGAAAAAGCCAAGGAGAAAGAGAAGGAGAAGGAAAAGGAUAAAGAGAAGGAGAAGGAGAAAGAGAAGGAUCACAAAGAUAAGAAGGACAAGGAGAUGGAGAAGGAUCACAGAGAGAAGAAGGACAAGGAUAAAGAGAAGGAAGGCAGCCAGCUGCACAAGGAGCUCAAGGCGGGCGUCGCCGACAUGGUGCACAAGCUCAGCUCUACGGCACCGUCGACCGGCGGCGGCCACGAACGCGCUGGCUCGGCGGCGGCGGGAACGACCAUCAUCACGCUGGCCGGCGAGAACAAGGGCGCGUCCAUGAAGGUAGACAGCAGCGCCGUGGCUGACGGCAGGGGGGACGCAGCGGCUGGCAGCAAGGAGCGCCGCGGCCACAAGCUCGACGGCAGCGUCGUCGUCAGUAGCGGGAAGGAGCAGGCUGGGGGCGGCAAAGGGCUGACGGCGUUCGUCAACAGCAACGUGCAGGUGAUCAACAACUCGCUGCUGCUGCAGAGCUCCUGCAACGGCGGCGACCCGGGGGUGCACCUCAAGCUGUCCACCAAGGCCAACAAGAAGGACGGCGAGGAAGCCGGUGGGGGCUAG